Molecule: messenger RNA, 1503 nt
Organism: Mercurialis annua (annual mercury)
Lineage: Eukaryota; Viridiplantae; Streptophyta; Magnoliopsida; Malpighiales; Euphorbiaceae
Exons: 7
Coding region: 197-1366 (389 amino acids)
Cellular component (GO): Golgi apparatus
Molecular function (GO): UDP-xylose transmembrane transporter activity; antiporter activity
Source: RefSeq, a predicted model, not a curated record
AACCACUUGUUAUUAUCUCAUUUACAUUCUUCAAUUUCUUUCAACAUCUAUUCAAAUAAAAUCUAUCACCAUCAUUUCAAUGAUGGGUUUAUAUUAAUCUGGUUUUAUUAUCAAUGGCUAACUAAUUUAAAAUUGUGUUAUAUCAAAGCAAAACCAUUAAUUAUUAGUUUCUUUUUUUGUUUAUUUGUUUUUGCUUAUGGGGUUGCUUGAUUCUUUGUUUGGAAAUGAUUCAAGAAAAUUUCUCAAGAGAAAAGACAGCGAUGCUGGAGAAGCAGGACGAGCAUUGGAAGAACUCAGAAGUAAUCUUUACAAUGAUCUUAGAACUUCGGAGGGAGCAAAGCGCCAACAGCAACGGUUUUGUGGACCGGUUAUAGCAAUGACAUUCAAUUUCAUGGUUGCUGUUGGUGUUAUUCUGACGAACAAAUUAGUUAUGGGACAGAUUGGAUUUAACUUCCCAAUCUUUCUGACAUUGAUUCAUUACACAACUGCAUGGAUUCUGCUUGCUAUUUUCAAAGGGUUUUCGCUGCUUCCGAUCUCUCCUCCAUCAAAAACUACUCCUUUCACUUCCAUUUUCUCGUUAGGCGUCGUUAUGUCUUUCGCGUCCGGCCUUGCCAAUGCUAGCUUGAAACACAAUAGUGUCGGUUUCUACCAAAUGGCGAAAAUUGCAGUCACUCCUACCAUUGUUUUUGCAGAGUUCAUUCUGUUCAGGAAAACUAUUUCGAAUAAAAAGGUUUUCGCUUUGGUGAUUGUAUCAGCAGGAGUGGCAAUUGCAACCGUAACAGAUUUAGAAUUCAACUUAUUCGGAGCGUAUAUUGCACUCGUGUGGAUAAUUCCAAGCGCGAUUAACAAAAUACUCUGGUCUCAUCUGCAACAACAAGCCAACUGGACAGCGCUUGCAUUGAUGUGGAAGACUACACCGGUUACCAUAUUGUUUUUACUCGCAUUGAUGCCGUGGUUGGAUCCACCAGGAGUGUUAUUAUUCAAGUGGAAUCUGCAUAACUCAUCAGCAGUAUUCAUAUCAGCUCUCUUGGGGUUUCUGUUGCAAUGGUCCGGGGCUUUAGCUCUCGGGGCAACUUCUGCGACAUCUCAUGUGGUGUUAGGACAGUUCAAGACGUGCGUGAUUUUGUUGGGUGGCUACCUUAUUUUCGAUUCCGAGACAAGUUACAUAAGCAUCGGCGGAGCGAUGACAGCUUUAGGUGGAAUGUCAGCAUACACGACACUCAACUUGAAAGGGUCUAGUGAGAAAGUUGUGAGCAAUCAGAUUUUAAAACCAGCCCUGCCUUUAUCAAAACCGAAAACGGAAUCGGAACCAGCUGCAGAAGAAAGCAUACUCAUAAAUGGAGCAAAUACUGUAGAUGCUGUUUAAGAUUAUAAUUGUAGAUGAUCUUCUAAAAGAGCACAUUUGUUGGAAUUUUGAUUAAAUGAAUGAAUGAAAUGUACAUAACAAAUGGUUACUCAUAGAUUAGACUUAGGCCAAAUGUGCAAUUUUAGCCUUCAUGUUAA